UCCUGCCCUUCCCUCAAAACCAAAACCCUCCAGCACAACCAUUAUUUUGCUAGUUAUUUGCAUAUCUUUUGAACCAAGAAAAUGUAUUGUUGAACGUAUCCAAUAUCAUUCAACCACUUCACUCCCCAGCCUUUAGUUUAAUGUGUGGUGCCUGUUCCAUACUACUUGAGGCUGAGGACACCUGUGACUGGGGAGCAAGAGAUCGGGUGGGAGAUAUGCAAUGUGUACUGGAAAGAGGGGUGCAGGAGGCCAAGUACUGGAGAGUGAGGGACUGGUGACCUGUGAGAGAAGAAUGGCAUUUUCUGAAAAGAAGGGAGUGGAAGCUUUGAGGGAGAUUGGAAGGGGAAGAAAAGAGCUAUGUGUACCAGGGAACAGGAGCCUGGAAAGACAAGUGGCUUUCAUUAAACAGAGGGGUGCGGAAAACCAGACACAGGAGAUAGUGAAGCAAGGGCAAUAUUUAGAGAGUCCUGAUAUGUAGCAGAGCAGGACAGGGCCAGGAACAGGUGCAUACAGUUUGAGAUUGAACUACAACACAACAAACAUGGCGGAAAAGCAUGGUGAUACAUUUGCAGAACCAAGCCUGGAAGGACAGAUGUCGAUAUCAGAAAAUGCAGAAUAUGGUCUCUCUGAGAACGUACAGCAGAUAGUUGAGAAUGAAAAACUGAAUGCGGAGAAAACAUCUAAACAGGAAAUGGAUCUGCAGCCCCUCCCAACUCGGGCGUAUCUGGAUCAAAUGGUGGUACCCAUUCUUUUGCAAGGCCUUUCAGUUCUGGCAAAAGAAAGACUUCCCAAUCCUAUUGAAUUCUUGGCAGUUUACCUCCUGAAGAACAAGUCACAGUUUGAAGAAAGAAAUUAGCUUGCACAGAACUACGCAGAACUGAAGACUUCACCAGUCCCACACAAUUGAGA
Molecule: messenger RNA, 909 nt
Organism: Carcharodon carcharias (great white shark)
Lineage: Eukaryota; Metazoa; Chordata; Chondrichthyes; Lamniformes; Lamnidae
Product: protein dpy-30 homolog
Exons: 1
Coding region: 542-856 (104 amino acids)
Cellular component (GO): Set1C/COMPASS complex
Source: RefSeq, a predicted model, not a curated record